Molecule: messenger RNA, 1176 nt
Organism: Rubroshorea leprosula
Lineage: Eukaryota; Viridiplantae; Streptophyta; Magnoliopsida; Malvales; Dipterocarpaceae
Source: the annotation of a GenBank genome assembly
GAUGUUUCUCUUUGGCAUAUGUAAAUCUAAUACUUUUCAUGGUUAUAAGCUUUUCCUUCAGCCUCUGAAUGGUGGUUUGAAAAUUGGUAAAGAAAUACUGAGCCUACUAUGUGGACAUGUUUUCCAGGAAAUCAAAAAUUUGGUCGACAGUUCUGUGGCUUUAUCCUGGGACAUAUGAGAUAAAAUUCAUUGUUGAUGGUCAAUGGACUAUUGAUCCUCAAAAGGAAUCAGUUUACAAUGGUGGUAUUUGUAACAACAUUCUACUAGUUGACAGAUAACUUCAGCUUACAGGGGAGUCAGUUUAUCGACAAGGUGGGGUUGAUUUAUUUGCCAAAACUUUUACUAAAUACUAAUUCCAAAUCUUACUUCAACCAUGGUUACCCGCUGCUCCUGUUGUCAGUCUGAUGGUGAAAAUAAGACAUUUCUUUGGAUAAAAAUCUGUCGAUCAUCAACUUGCUGUCGAGGAUGAAGUUUGAUAAAAUGUGUUUCAAAAGUAGUUUACUUGAGCUAGCUAUCAUAAAUUGUUUUGAUAUAUUGUUAUGUCUAAUAGAUUAUGAUGAGUAAGUAGCACAGAAAUUCAGAACAUGCAAUUCAUUGAUAACCAUGGUCGUGUCUUGUUUUUCAGAGUACAGACAAAUCAGAUUGCUUCAAAGUAUAAUGCUUUGUACAGGGAAGAAGCAGGCACAAUGCCCAUUGUAGGGGGGGAGGGGGAGCUCGAGAAAUGAUCAUCAGAGUGGAUGAGGUUUGACCUUUACCGAAUAAAAAAUAAGGGCUUCAACCCUCUAGGCUCUAGCAACUGUUGACAUUCAUUUGCCUACAUGCUUUGUUGGGAAAGUGUUGAUGUCUUCCAUGUCCUAAUGUUUUUAAGAUGCUAGUUUAUAAGAAAAUGGAUUGCUGCAUUAAGAAACUCCAUUUCUUAUAUUUCAAGGCAUGGAAACAGCAAACUUCCUCAGUUGUGGUGCUAGCAGCCUACAAACGAUUAGUGUGCCGAAAUAUGUAUUUCUGAUGUUAAUAAGCUCUGAGAGCACAAGUGUCGUGCUCCAAAAAUCCUUGAGGGCUCCUAGAAAUCUAGAACAUGGAAUCUUGCUACGAGGCUUGUACGACUUGGAACUGCUGAAAAUCAGUUCAACUUGUGGAUUAUGAAUAAUUAUCUUGAAAUAAAGCAGCGGUCUUUUC